GUGGAAGAACUGGGAAACCGAGAAAUUGUUCAAAUAGCCUGUGGGGACCAUCACUCCAUGGCACUGUCCAGAGGAGGUGAGCUCUUUACCUGGGGCCAGAAUGCCUAUGGACAGCUUGGAGUGGGGAGACAAGUCACACUCACCCCCAAACCACAGCUGGUGAAAGGACUAAAGGGCAUCCCACUUGCUCAAAUUGCUGCUGGAGGAGCUCACAGCAUUGCUGUGUCACUCUCUGGAGCCGUGUACUCCUGGGGAAAGAACGACUUUGGGCAGCUGGGACUCGGACACACGGAAGACAAGGACUACCCAUCAUACAUUGAAGCAUUAGAGCACUGGAAGACUGUAUUUAUCUCAUGUGGGGCAGAUCAUACUGCAGUUCUCUCCAAGGAUGGCUUGGUGUGCACAUUUGGAGCAGGAGGGGCUGGCCAGCUUGGUCACAACUCCACCCGGAAUGAACUAACACCUCGUGUAGUGGCUGAGCUGUGGGGAGCAAGAGUUUCGCAGGUUGCCUGUGGAAGACAGCACACCCUGGUCUAUGUCCCCUCCUUGGACAAAGUCUAUUUAUUUGGUUCUGAUGAAGGACAGCUGGGAAAUGAGAAAGCGGCUAAUCAAUUGAUACCACUUCCCAUCAAUUCACCAGUGGAUAAUGGAAAAUUCUGUCAGGAAAACAACACCUCACAAAAGGUGAUUAAAACUACGUCAGAAGAAAAGGAGAGUAUUGUCCUUUGCUUGAAGGAAAGGAAUUCCUAUCCUUUGAAUGGAAUUGCAACUCUGAAGGAGAACAAAGUGGAUGCAUGGAUUUCUAAUUCCCAUCCAAAACACUGGGAAACUACAAAAAAGAAUAUCAGACUGAUCUUUUCAUCUGAGGCUUGCAUCAAUGGAAGCUUCCUGGAGAAGAGAGACAAACAUUUCAAAACUUCCAAAGAAAUCUCAGGUGUAGACAUGAGAGAAGUGCAAUGUUUUUAUAACAAGAUCAGCAACAAGACAUUAAUCUACCAGGAGGUGCAAAAUGGAAUUAAGAAUUUGCUGCCAUCAUUGUCUUCCUCUCCCAUCUCACCUGAAAAUUUCAGAGUCUACUUGAUCUUGCCUUUCCUUCUUCAGGGAGAUGAUGAGAGCUCUUACUGUUCUCUCAGGCUGUUAGCAAAAGCCAUUUUGAGGCUCCGGCAGAAGGACCGGAAAGCUCUUGAAUGCCUGUGGUCAAAUCUAGACACAUCACUUUUCAAGAAUCUGGUCCAUAUAUAUCAGAAGCUUUCCCAGAACACACUGCAUCGAUUAAUCAGGAAAAAUGGAGUGUUGCAAAUACCUCUCUUUGAACACGAGACUACUCUUAGACUGCAUGAGACUCUGCAAAUACUGAAUAUUCUUUACCAGGUGAACACCAGGGCUGGCUUCAGACUACAAGAAAACAACUUCUAUGUGUCCGAAGUGAAAAAAAUCAUCAAAUGGUUAUUCAACAUGAAACAGUUUAUGAUAUUUCAGAGGUCUCUAGGGAUGCUGACCAAAUAUCCAUGCAUCUUUGACAUGCACGACAAGAUCUUGGUUCAUUAUUUAGAAUGCAAUAGUCUGUACACGUGCUGCAACUUUCUAGGCUGGAUAUACGAGAAACCCUAUAUUCUUGCUGUCAGACGAGAACACCUUCUGGAUGACAUACGGCAUCAUUUAAUAACAGCACAAAAUGAUCAAUUCAGCAGGAAUUUAAAAGUGCUGUUCGUGGGCGAGGAAGGGCGGGAUGAUGGCGGGCUGUCCCAGGAGCUCUUCGCUAUCGCCGCCAGGGCCUUCAGCGACCCCCGGAGCGGUGCCUUCCGCCACUUCUCCUCCCGGCUGGUCUGGUUCCCCAGUCAGGUGCCAAGCCACGACAACACUUUUGUCCUGAUUGGGACCCUGUUUGGGAUGGCUUUGUAUAACAAAUGCCAUGCUCCCUUCCCCUUCCCCAGCGCUCUCUUCAAGAAGAUGUUGAACAUCACACCCACCCUGGAGGAUCUGAGGGAGCUGAUGCCAGCAGUAGCCAGGAAUCUUCAGAAUAUUUUGAAUGAAGAAUCUGAGGAUGAGCUUGAGAGCCAGCACAUGACCUUCGUGCAACUAGAAGAAGGAGGUUCUGUGGUUGAGCUUAAAGAAAAUGGUACCAACAUUCCUGUCACUAAGCAUAACAGGAAGGAAUUUGUUGACUUAUAUGUGAAUUACAUAUUCAAUGAAUCAGUACGGAAGCCAUUUGAGGACUUUAUGCAAGGUUUUUUAAGAGGCUGCCCAGCUAGAAGCUGGAAGAUGUUUCUCCCUGUUGAGCUCCAAGUUGUUCUCCUGGGACACGCAACAUACAACUGGCGUCUGCUGCAAAAGAACGUGAUGUACGGAGGCUAUCAGGAGUCACAUCAAACCAUCAAGAAUUUUUGGACUGUGUUUUUCAAGCUCCCAGAAGAAAAAAAGAAAAAGUUUCUUGCUUUUUUGUCAGGAUCUGAUCGAAUCCCUGCCUCUGGACUGGAAUAUUUUAGCUUUGCUAUUCAAGAUCCUGGAUGGGAAAAUCCAGAUAAUUUUUUUCCUCUAGCUAAUACCUGCAGCCACAUUCUCUUCCUCCCCAGGUACAGCAGUAAGGAAAUACUGGAGAAAAAGUUCCUCUGUGCCAUAGAGCAUGAUGAAGGUUUUGCCUUUAAGUGACUUUUGGUUAGGAGCACGUUAAAGCACAAAUAAGAAAGCAAGUCUUUGUUUCAUUUGUAAUAUUUUUCCUCUUGGUAACUGAUUUACUGGUUUCUACCCUGACUUUUUUUUUUACUGUACUUCAUAAACGCUUGACGGUGUGUAUUCACUGAGGUUGUAUAUUGAUUAUAUACUUGAUUGUUAGAUUAUAAAGUUAGUAAAAAAAAAAGAAUACUAUUUAACAUGCUUGCAAGAAGCAAGUUGGUAAACAAGUAUAUUUACAUGUGUGUUCAUCCUAAUUGUGCUGUAGUGGUCUUCUUUAGUUGGUCGAGCUUUCAACAGCAGGGUUUCUGUGAUUUGUACGUUACCAAACACACAGUGUAUGCUGAAGUCAUUGUCACAAGAGGAGGCCAGGGUAACAUUUUAAUCUGUGUUACUCAAGGAUUCUCUUGGAGAGCAACCAACCCUAAGACCUGAUCCAUUAAAUUGUGAAUUGAAGGAGCAAUCUGUACUUACCUGAAUAUGGCCUUUUACUUAUCUGAGAGAAGUUCUUAGAAAGAGGAUUUGAUCAUUCCUAGACUUUGUCAGAGGCUGUAUUUGUAAAGCAUUAAUUAGUUUGUUGUGUUGCUUUACAUCUUCUAAGGAGAUGACUGGCAAUUAAAACAGAAUUUUAGGCCUGCAGAACAGCUCUGUCUGCAGAACAUUGUGAAUAUGAGGCUUGCAGGACAGUUGGAAGCUCAUUGCCAAAACUGUUUAACCCUGGCAGGAUAUUGGCAAUGUCAGGCAGGAUGUAAAGGCAGAAUGUGUAUUUUCUCUGUAUAUUUUUCUUUAUGUAAAAAAAAAAAAAUAAGUGAGGGAUAGCAGUCAUGAUUUUUCUGACGUCCGUUUUCCUUUGGUUUAAGUGUGUCAGUAGAUGUACAUAUGUAAAGAAGGCUUUUACUGUGCUAAAUUAAACGAUGAUUGAUUAAGUUUU
Molecule: messenger RNA, 3601 nt
Organism: Cygnus atratus (black swan)
Lineage: Eukaryota; Metazoa; Chordata; Aves; Anseriformes; Anatidae
Product: probable E3 ubiquitin-protein ligase HERC3
Biological process (GO): ubiquitin-dependent protein catabolic process; protein ubiquitination
Molecular function (GO): ubiquitin protein ligase activity
Source: RefSeq, a predicted model, not a curated record